CUCUCAGGCCCAGGCGAUGUUCCGGAGGCUAGACCCGAAUUGGGUUCAAGUGAAUCUGUCUUAGAUUCACUUUUGUACAUGGAUUUGGUUGAAUUAAACCUGAUUUGGGUUUAUUUGAACAUGGAUUGGGUUCAAGUGAACCUGAUUUGUGUUUAUUUGAGCCUGGGUUUGGUUGAAGUGAACCUGAUUUGGGUUCACUUGGACCUGAAUUGGAUUCAAAUGAACCCAAUUUUG
Ambispora leptoticha is the source of this 234-nucleotide messenger RNA. The record is from the annotation of a GenBank genome assembly. Lineage: Eukaryota; Fungi; Glomeromycota; Glomeromycetes; Archaeosporales; Ambisporaceae.